Fusarium verticillioides 7600 is the source of this 1220-nucleotide messenger RNA. RefSeq lists its product as hypothetical. Bases 109 to 573 code for a protein of 154 amino acids. The transcript has a single exon. NCBI's taxonomy places the organism in Eukaryota, Fungi, Ascomycota, Sordariomycetes, Hypocreales, Nectriaceae. The record is from RefSeq and is a predicted model, not a curated record.
GGUUAGGCCAUGGCACAUGCACAAAGAACUCCACGGCCUGAGACUACACAAGUCUCUCCACCCUUGAGAGGCUUCUUCUCAUUUCCUCCUCAGAUGCCAGUCUCUUAAAUGAGUGUCUUGAGUCUUGACCGUCACUUGACAUCAACAGCGGCUUAUCGUGCCACCCCUGAACCAUCCAUUUCCAGGAAUAGGGACGCACUCCCGUUCCGACACCCGCGCCAAAAGCAAAUGAACCUUGUCCAGUUCUCCUCAGAACACAGUACACUACAACCUCAGCAACAGACAGGCUGGGAUGGUCCGAUGGGAUAUCGAUGGCUUGCGGCCCCAAAUCCACAUCUCAGCACUCUCAAAUGCCAAGCAAACUUUGAGAGACAAUUCGUUCAUAUUGAUUACUCCAAGUUUUUCCUGCCUCGCCCUGAGUUCCGUUUUAGGCAUCGCCAAAAUCUGCGCGGGCUUCUGUGCCAGCUUGGUAUUAGCGAUGAUGAUGUAGUAUUCUUCAGUCUCAAUGCCAAGGCGUUUUGUGUUCUCCCGAGCAUGGGCUCAAAGGAUGUGGGUGUCAGGAGAAUCGAUUAACAGCAACUUACUGGCUAGAAUUGCCGGCUUAUCGUUCCCUACUGUAGGAGCCGUAUGCGUGCACGCCGAGAAGGGAGGAUGGUCCUCUGAUCUUGACUCGCCUCAGCUUUCAGCUGGGUUGCUACCCUCGUCAGGACAUGUAGCAUCUUAUCCGUCAAAUAGUGUAACGGUGCGAAUCGGAACAGUUCCCAUGAUCGCAAUCGGAUGUGCGUGAGGAUUCACAACAUCUGUAGGGUGACAUGCGCUAUCGACAGCAAUUAGCUUCUCUCCCUUCCCAGCAGGCAAUAGGGCAUUGUGGUUAAUAGGACACUUCACAUUGGAUUCUCGGUUUCUCGGAAAGAUGGAUUCCUAGCAACAGAGGUGGAAAAGUCCGGUUACCCGACUUCUCAGGGACACUACUGCUCUGUACGGAGUACAUGGCUCAGUUUCAGACAUUGCGGGGGUUUGGUUGGAUCUGUGCAGCCAUGAUGAGAUGUAGGGACCCCAAUGUGUGUGCUAUUGAUGAGUCUCUCCCGACAGGCAGGUCCGGAAUGUCAUCCAACUCGGCCUUUGCUGUCGAGAAUGGACGGCCCAGUCGUGUUUCUGAUCUGAAGAGGAUAUAAGUCUCCGUGUGAUUUCCCUCCAAUAGAAUCCACACAAUCUCGAAC